This is a messenger RNA of Larimichthys crocea (large yellow croaker), 1699 nucleotides long. It is a transcript of the gene cep43, whose product is annotated as centrosomal protein 43. Gene Ontology annotation, biological process: microtubule anchoring. NCBI's taxonomy places the organism in Eukaryota, Metazoa, Chordata, Actinopteri, Sciaenidae. Gene Ontology annotation, molecular function: calcium ion binding. The record is from RefSeq and is a predicted model, not a curated record. Gene Ontology annotation, cellular component: centrosome. The transcript has 20 exons. Bases 92 to 1609 code for a protein of 505 amino acids.
CUCGGGUGCCAGCUGACAUGAACCGUAGAAGAAGAAGAGGUUUGUUGUGGUUGGUUGUCCUGACAGCAGCUAGCCUGUUAGCUUCAGAAACAUGUCGGCCACAGAGGACGACACCGAGCUGCGGGACCUGCUGAUCCAGAACCUGGAGAACACCGGAGUGCUCAACAAGCUCAAGGCGGAGAUGAGAGCUGCAGUCUUCCUGGCCAUGGAGGAGCAAGACAGACUGGAGAAUAAGUCUUCUCUGAUCAACGAGCAGUUGAAGAAAUGUCUCAACACUACAGACGGUCGUGUGGUGGCUGGUCUGAUCGCGGACUUCCUUCAGGUGUUCCACCUGGACUUCACGCUCGCUGUGUUCCAGCCAGAGGUCAACUCUCUGAGCGGUCUGGAUGGUCGUGAGUCGGUCUGCAGAGAUCUGGACCUGUCAGAGUCUGACGUCAACAAGAACUGUCCUCUGCUGCUGGAGCUCGUCAGGAGACGACGCCGAGCCACGGAGGUGAGCGGCCAAUCAGCUGUCAGAGUGACAGAGAUCGACAGAAACAUCGGCAAGGAGCCGUCUCAGAAACAGAUCGCACAUGCCAGGAAGAAAUUUGAUUUUUACGACAAGGACGGCAGCGGCUCAGUGCUGAAAGACGACCUGAAGAGUGUUUUCACCGACUUGUUCCCCGGACUGAACAGGAGCAUGUUGGAGUCGUUCGUCUCUGACGAGCUCAGAGCUGAAGACAGAAGCUUCUCCAAAACCGUUGACUUCCAGCUGUUUCUGGGACUUUACAGGCGACUGUUCUCCGACUGCAGGAGUGUGGUCAUCCAGGACUCGGAUGUGCGUCGCUGUCCUGAGGACAAACCCAGCUCUCCACCUGUUAGUAAGAUCCCCAGAUAUAAAGGCCAGAGUCUGAGAGGACAGAGAGCAGCCAAGGACUCGGACGGCGUGGCGUCUCCAGGUAAAGCAGACUUCCAGCAGCAGCGACUUGUGGACUCGGCUGUGAAGAGCGAGCGUGUGGACCUGGACCUGCAGGACGACCUCGAUGACGGAGACUCGUUCUUCGACGACCCGCUGCCCAAACCUCAGAAGACCUACGGCUGUGUUGACCCUCUGAUGGAGGACUGUGUCUCUGGUCCGGUCGUGUCCCCCAUGAGACGAGGCCAAAGCCUCAGCGAUCUGUCUGUCCUGGCUGCUGACUCAGACGUCCGUCUCUCUGAGCUCAGGAAGGCGGAGACGUCCAGAGCCAGAGACAGUCCAGCAGGGUCCCUGUCCGAGACCCAGAGGCCAGGAGGAGCAGGAGGAGCAGCAGGAGGAAGCAGCAUGUCGGAGCAGAGCCACAGCAGGAGCGGAGCGUCAAACUCAAACAGAGAGAAAGUCUUCAGAGACCCAAAGACUCCGAACGACAAGACCGGAUCUCUGCACUUAGAUGAUGACGUUGAAUAUGACGAUGACUUUAACAGCCACCGCUCCGACCUCUCCAAGAGCGAGCUCAGCAUCGGCGAGGAGAUCGAGGAGGUUUCCAUCGAGGGACCGGACCACAGCGACAAGUUUGAUGGAUCCACUCAGGACCUGAGCGUCUCUCAGCUCAGUCAGAGUCACGGAGCCGACUACAUGGAGGAAGUGGCGUGACCCGCCUGUUCCUCCCAUCAUGCACCUCUUCGUAUCGUCAAUAUUUAAGUCUGUACAGUUUGAAAUAAAGUGACCAAUCAGAAUCCAGUA